AUGCAGACCCUGGAGAUGAAGGCUCUGCUCCUGACCAUUAGCUUCUGUCUGGUUGCUGCCCUGCAGGCCCAGGACUCCUCAUCCCUUGCUUUCAAUAAUGAGAAUUUUUCCGGAAAGUGGUUCAUGAAGGCCUUGGUGUGGGAAGACGAUGUCCCAAUAGACAAGGUCUCACCCAUAUUUGUCUUGGUGCUGAACAACGGAGACAUGGAGUUUUCUAGCACACAUAUGAUCUAUGGCCAGUGUUUUGAAGUGACCACCAUCUUGGAGAAAACAGAUGUGCCUGGCCAGUACGUUGCCUUUGAGGGUAAGACCCACCUGCAGGUGCAGCUGUCUUCUGUGAAGGGCCACUACAUGCUCUACUGUGAUGGGGAGAUGGAGGGAAUGAGCUUCACGAUGACGCAGCUCAUAGGUAGGGACUCCCAGGAAAAUUUGGAGGCCUUGGAGGAAUUUAAGGAGUUUACACGGAUAAAAGGACUUGUACCAGAGAACCUGGUCAUACCCGAGCAGAUGGAAAAAUGUGAACCAGAGAGUAACUAGGAGCAUGGUGACUCAAGGUUCCAAAGCAGCCCAAGGGAGCGAGUGCCGCCAGAACCUGUCCUGUGGGAGGUGGAGAGAGUGCCCUGCUGGAUCCUCUGGCUCCCCUUCUCUCUUCCCUCAUCCUCCACCCCAGCUUCUCAAUAAAGAGCUUCAGCAGUCCCUGGUGA
Molecule: messenger RNA, 704 nt
Organism: Mastomys coucha (southern multimammate mouse)
Lineage: Eukaryota; Metazoa; Chordata; Mammalia; Rodentia; Muridae
Product: vomeronasal secretory protein 1-like
Exons: 7
Coding region: 1-537 (178 amino acids)
Molecular function (GO): small molecule binding
Source: RefSeq, a predicted model, not a curated record